Messenger RNA from Penicillium daleae, 624 nucleotides. Its product is annotated as DsbA family protein. The record is from RefSeq and is a predicted model, not a curated record. The transcript is spliced from 5 exons. Lineage: Eukaryota; Fungi; Ascomycota; Eurotiomycetes; Eurotiales; Aspergillaceae. The coding region runs from base 1 to 624 and encodes 207 amino acids.
AUGUCGAUCCCUCCUAAAUACGCAGGCCUUAAGCUCCUCCGGGGAACCCCGCAGCAGACGCAGCAUACACUCGAGCUAUUCCUAGAUUACGCGUGUCCGUUCUCUGCCAAGAUGUUUAAGACAUUCUAUGCCGGGGGUCCCACAGUUGCCCAGCAGUACAGCUCUCGGCUUCAGGUAAUCUUCCGGCAGCAAAUCCAGCCCUGGCACCCAUCGUCCACUCUCACGCACGAAGCAGGCGCAGCAGUCCUCCAACUGGCUCCCGAGAAAUUCUGGGAAUUCAGUGACGCCCUGUUCAAGCACCAGAAGGAAUUUUUCGACGUGAACGUGGUGAAUGAAACACGUAACAAGACUUAUGAGCGCCUGGCCAAGAUUGCAGGGUCUGUCGGGGUGGACGAGCAAAAGAUCCUCGCUUUGCUGGUGAUCCCCGAAACCCCCGAGAGCCCAGAUGCGUUGAAUGUGGGAAACCAGGUGACCAAUGAUAUCAAAUGGAUGACCAAGGCAAAUCGAGUUCUCGGAGUUCAUGUCACGCCAACCGUUUUCUUCAAUGGAGUGGAGGAGCGUGGCAUCAGCAGCAGCUUUACAGCGGCUCAAUGGGAAGAAUGGCUGGCAAAGAACGUGGUCUGA